Molecule: messenger RNA, 1874 nt
Organism: Thalassophryne amazonica
Lineage: Eukaryota; Metazoa; Chordata; Actinopteri; Batrachoidiformes; Batrachoididae
Product: pituitary homeobox 3
Exons: 4
Coding region: 177-1061 (294 amino acids)
Biological process (GO): anatomical structure morphogenesis; regulation of transcription by RNA polymerase II
Cellular component (GO): nucleus
Molecular function (GO): DNA-binding transcription factor activity, RNA polymerase II-specific; RNA polymerase II cis-regulatory region sequence-specific DNA binding
Source: RefSeq, a predicted model, not a curated record
GUUCGCGGAGGAAGACGAGGGAAGCCGACUGACGCGUUUUCUGACUUUCUGACGCAGCGGAGAACUUUGUGUCCAUGUCAGCGGCAGACCUGCAGCCAGGACGACCUUCAGCCGCAGCACGACCACUGACCUUUUCCACGGAUUAAUUUAACCAGACCGGGAUUUGAUAGCUGGUCAUGGAGUUUAACCUGCUGGCGGAGGUGGAGGCCCGCAGCCCGGAGCUGUCGCUGUCUGACGCCGGGACUCCACAGCACGAGGCCGGCUGUAAGGUUCAGGACCACAGCGAUACAGAGAAAUCUCACCAGAACCCACUGGAUGAGUCCAGCGCUGAUGAUGGAUCCCUGAAGAAGAAGCAGCGGCGGCAAAGGACUCACUUCACCAGCCAGCAACUUCAGGAGCUGGAAGCCACCUUCCAGAGGAACCGCUACCCUGACAUGAGCACCAGAGAGGAGAUCGCAGUGUGGACCAACCUCACGGAGGCACGGGUCCGGGUAUGGUUCAAGAACCGUCGUGCCAAGUGGAGAAAGCGGGAGAGGAACCAGCAGGCAGAGUUAUGCAAAAAUGGCUUUGGUGCUCAGUUCAAUGGACUCAUGCAGCCCUAUGAUGACAUGUACACUGGUUACUCCUACAACAACUGGGCCACAAAGAGCCUAGCAAGCAGCCCGCUCUCUGCCAAGAGCUUCCCCUUCUUUAACUCCAUGAAUGUAAGCCCCCUGUCCUCCCAGCCCAUGUUCUCCCCACCAAGUUCCAUCUCCUCCAUGAACAUGGCAUCUAGCAUGGUGCCCUCGGCAGUGGCCGGGGUUCCUGCAACGGGGCUCAACAACCUUAGCAACCUAAACAACCUAAACAGUCCAACAGCACUUAACUCAGUCGCUGUGACUGCAGCCACUUGCCCCUACGCCACCACAGCCAGCCCCUACAUGUACAGAGACACCUGCAACUCCAGCCUGGCCAGUCUGCGGCUCAAGGCCAAGCAGCACACCAACUUUGCUUAUCCGGCAGUGCAGAGCCCUGUGUCCAACCUGAGCCCCUGCCAAUACGCUGUGGACCGGCCGGUAUGAAGAAAGAACUCCAACGACGAGUCACCGGACCAGAUGUAGAGUCACUCCUUCUCUGUGUGACAUGUCCUCAGCCAUAUUCCAUCUGUACACUGUAGAGUGGUGAAUUCAGCUUGUUUUGGCGAAACACGAUGAGUGUAAUCUUCAAAAUUGACAAAACAAAUGCACAUGAAAGGACGGACCACCAUGCUUCAAAGGAACUCUCUGCUAUGUGAGACUUUGUUGAUGGAAUGACAAACUGCUUCAAGAGAUUUCUAAAGAUUAUUGUCAAUUCACAUUUUUCCUUCUUUUCAACUGCAUGAUUAGUGUAAAUGUAGACAACAAUAAAAAAAGAAAAAAUCCCACACAGAUAGGGUCGAUCAAUCAAAAAUCAGCGUCAGCCUGUUUCAGGAGAACGUACCUUUGGUUACAGAACGGAGGAAAUGGAGGAUGUAUAUAAUGGAGUUUUUUUUUUCUUUUUUGUAUGUGACAAAGAUAUCAAAAGGUAGUACUGGACUUAAAAGAUGAGAAAAGCAUGUUCUUCAAAAGCGAAGGACCUGGGUUUAUGUACAAUGAGCACAUCUUAGGAACUUUAGGAUCUUUGUUGUGAAGUUCUCUGGCCUUGGAAGGUCAAAGGCUAAGUUGGAUUUGAAAGCAGAGGUCACAGACAGCAGUCCUGAACGCUAAAGGAACCUCGAGCAGUGAGACACAACUGACACUUACAGCAAAAUAUCAGCAACCUUUUGAACCAAUGAAAGCCAUUGACUUUUUAGAUUUGUGUGGUGUUACAAAGGGAAUCCAUGACUGUAACAAAUGUAUGUAAGAGUGCAGUUGUUA